GCGGAGGCGCGGAAUUAGGGUUUUCAGCUUGUGUAGCGUUUCGUACUUCUUUGUGUCCUCAGUGUGCCUCCGGAGCUCAACCAUGGCGGAACAGACGGAGAAGGCAUUUUUGAAGCAGCCGAAGGUUUUCUUAAGCUCGAAGAAAUCCGGAAAGGGAAAGAGACCUGGCAAGGGUGGGAAUCGCUUCUGGAAAAGCAUUGGGUUGGGUUUUAAGACACCCAGAGAGGCAAUUGAAGGAACUUAUAUUGACAAGAAAUGCCCAUUUACUGGUGAAGUUUCUAUUAGAGGCCGUAUUCUUGCUGGCACUUGCCACAGUGCAAAAAUGAUGAGGACUAUUAUUGUUCGACGGAACUACCUUCACUUUGUGAGGAAAUACCAAAGAUAUGAGAAGAGGCAUUCAAACAUCCCAGCCCACGUCUCCCCAUGUUUUCGUGUGAAGGAAGGAGAUCAUGUUAUUAUUGGACAGUGCAGGCCACUCUCAAAGACAGUGAGGUUCAAUGUCUUGAAGGUCAUCCCAGCUGGGUCUUCUGCAGGUGGGAAGAAGGCUUUUGCUGCCAUUUGAGCGAUUGGAUGUUAGAAUGGAAGGAUAGUGCUAUCACCAUUGAGAUUAAUUCACCAUAUAACUCUGCUUUAUUUCUUCCUUGUGGAACUAAGAUUUUGCUUUUGUUAUUGAUACUGUUGAUGGAAUUAUGAGUGCUUAGUUGGAAAUCCCCAUUAUAUCACAAUUUUGAGGAUAUCUAUGUGUCAGGUGCUUUAGUAUUUUGGAUGUGUCCAGCUCUACAAAGAAGUGGAAUUUUUAUUUUUUUUUCUGAUGAGCAAGAAGUUGGAAAUAUUGGCUAUUUGUUCCCCUUAGUACUUUUAGUAUUUUGGAGAUUUCCAAUAUCACGAUUUAGCUGACCUAGCCUUGCAAAAUUAAUUAUGCCUUACUCU
Messenger RNA from Rubroshorea leprosula, 930 nucleotides. Lineage: Eukaryota; Viridiplantae; Streptophyta; Magnoliopsida; Malvales; Dipterocarpaceae. The record is from the annotation of a GenBank genome assembly.